Onychostoma macrolepis is the source of this 6621-nucleotide messenger RNA. RefSeq names its product TBC1 domain family member 8. The transcript has 20 exons. Bases 1772 to 5032 code for a protein of 1086 amino acids. Gene Ontology annotation, molecular function: calcium ion binding. Lineage: Eukaryota; Metazoa; Chordata; Actinopteri; Cypriniformes; Cyprinidae. The record is from RefSeq and is a predicted model, not a curated record.
UGUUGCACCGGUUUCCGGCGUGUUUCUGAAUGUCCAUAUAUGGUGUUGUAGCACGGCGCACGUGAGCCCAGACGCGCUGUCAAUCAGAUGACGCAACAGGCGUGACAGACUGACGCUCGUUUAGUAAACAGAAAUAUAAUUUUUCACCGAAAUAGUUUAUUAUUAAUGUUCACCGAUAGCUUAUUAACCAUAAGCCUGUAUUUACUGUCUCUGAAAUCAAAAUGAAGGAAUAUAUCCUCACAAUUCUGAACACAUCAUAUACAACCAUGAAAAUAAUCGAUAAUAACAAAUCAAAUCUCGAUAAACAUAAGGAUUUUAAAACAUUAAUAGAAGAGAACAAAAGGAGAAAGAAAAUAUAGAUCUUAGAACUUCUGGCAAAUUUCUGGUAAGGUUAAUAGAGCGUGUGUUUCAUGUGAUCUGGUCAUUAUUAAAAGCGCAUUAUUUACAUCCUUCACGGAACUUUUUCCGAAGUUUUAGUUGGACUUUCGUGUUUUUUAAAGGAACAUUCAGAAGUAGUUCUCACAAUGUUCACAAAAUGCUGAAAUGUAAUGUUCCCUAAAUGUUUAUAACCAAGACAAAAAAGUAAAAAAAACCAAAAAACAUUCUGAAAUAAUUUCUUCAUAACGUAAUGCUGGGGAACGUUAGCAAUAUGUUCUUAGAGCAUAUUUAUAUUUAUGUGAGCUUUAUAUAUAUUCAUCAGCAAAUAACCUGUCAUACAGGAUGUGCAUUAUAAUCAAUAGAUUUAAGGAUGCAUUUAAGUAAUUUACAGUUAUUUAUUUAUUUAUUUAUUUUGCUUUGUUAUGUCUUAUUGCUCAGAUCUAAUGCAAGUUACUUUAUUGUUUCUUAAUUUAUUAUUUUUAAACUUAUUUAAAUGUAAAAACUGUAUUGAUAUAAUUUAUUUUUACUUAUUUAAAUGUUCUAUGUUCUUCUUUCUCUCCUGUUAUGUAUAUAGUGACCUAUUUCUGUUUUAAAAGGAGGCAUUUUUGUGAUGCCCAUUAAGAUUUGUGAAUAAGAAAUUAUGUUAUUAUAUAUAAUAAGCGAAUUUUAUAAUGUACCUAAAUUUUAAAUUGAACUAAAACAUCUUUUGUUGUUGAGUUGUAAUUCAGUGUUUUUAUUAUUUUUAAUAAAAAAAGGCAAAUAAUACCAGAGUAAUUGUGUAUAAAUACAAUCGUGGACCUUUAGUUUGCUAAUUAUUUGCAUAUAUACAUUUGAAUACAAUAUAAUUAUUCUUAUAAAUAUACUAAAUUUAAUAAUUUUAGGCGAGUUAUCGAUCACUGUAUCCCGUAACGCCCCGCCCCUCUCUCUAAAGCCCCGCCCCCACUGACAGAGCGCACGAAUGAUUGACAGGCAGAGACUUCUUCUGAUUGGAGGAGCGGCUGUCACUCACAGAGACAGGUGUGUUUCUCGGUAGCGAAAGUUUAUUUGCGAUAUUAAAAUCUACUUUCCGCAGAUCGAAUACGACGGUAGGCUUUUAUUUCACCUCAGCACAUGUAAAAUUACUUUUCAUAAACAUCAGCACGAAUCAGUGUAAAAAGGCGUCGGUUGAUUCCUGUCAGUCAGCGAAAUUCCCGCGCCGACCGAACGAAGCGCGUUUAUUCGUGAGGAAAACCGCAGGCGGUGAAAUGAAACUUCCCUCGCCGGAACCGCGAGCAGGAAAGGCUGGAAAAAGCGGAAAUAAACAGUCGCUGAAAGAGGAACUGCAGUUAUGGGCGGAAUAGGAGACUAGUGCGUACUAGAAACAACGAGACGAGCCGCACUCGUGUGAGUGAGGAUGUGGAUCACUCCUGAAGAAGUGGCGCUGAAAAACGCGCUCAAGCUCUGGGUGACGGACAGAUCCAACGAUUAUUUCCUUCUGCAGCACCGACGAGGACAUGGAGACACGGGGGGCAAAAUCACAGGUUUGCUGGUGGGAGCGCUGGACACAGUGUUGGACUCGAAUGCGCGCGCGGCCCCGUUCCGGAUCGUUCUGCAUGUUCCGGGGUCACAGGUCAGCUGGGUCAUAGCCAGCGGAGCCACGAUAGAGGAGGUGCAGAAACACUGGAAAUGGCUGGAUCAGAACCUGCUGCCGUACAUGGCCGUGUUUGAGAAUAAAGAAGACGCUGCCAGUUUUGUACAGGGCAAAGUGAAGGGUUUAAUCGCUGAGGAGGUUUUGGGCGGCCAGGCUGCUCGGGAGGAUGAUCCGGCACGCUUCCGGGAAGAUCUGGCGCGGUUCGAGCAGCGCUUCGGCCUCCCUCAGCGAGAGAAACUGGUGACGCAUUACUCCUGCUGCUGCUGGAAGGGUCGAGUACCGCGCCAGGGCUCACUGUACCUCACCACCAACCACAUCGCCUUCUACUCCUUCCUACUGGGCAAAGAGGUGAAGCUGUUAGUCCCGUGGGCGGAAGUGACGCAGCUGGAACGUGUGUCGGUGGGUUUGCUGACGGACGUGAUCCGUGUUCACACCAGGCGGAAAACGAGGGAUUUCUCCAUGUUUCUGAACGUGGAUGAGGUGAUGAGGGUCAUGUGUCAGCUGGCUGAUAUCGCUCUCCGCAGGCUGCUGGACAGCGGUGGACUCACGCUCGACCAGUCGCUGCUGGAGUCCACCAACAUCACCAAGAGGGUGUUGGAGGAACAGGCUCUCAGGCAGUAUGUGCUCUCUCUCUUUGGCUUGCCACGGGCCGAGCGUCUGCAGGAAGUGAUGUCAUGCUCGGUUUGGACUCCUCACGCCCGCUGCCACACACCGGGCACCGUGUACACCACAGACGGGUAUCUGUGCUUCAGCAGCCGUGAGGAGGGCCAGUGUACUCUCAUCAUACCCCUCGCAGAGAUCCUCUCCAUUGAGAAGGCGGAGAGCACCAGCGCUCUUCCUAACCCCGUCAUCAUCAGCGUCCGCUGUAAGCGAGCGUUCCAGCUGAUCGAGCUGCUGCAUCGGGACGAGCUGGUGGAGAACAUCAGGCACCGGCUCCGUGAUCUGCACUGGAAACAGAACCUGAUCCGCGGACACGACCAGCGCAGGAAAUCCACAAUCUCCACCACACCAUACUACACCUUCUGUUACGACACCGUCCAAUCAGACGAAGAGGACAGCAGCGUCAUCAUCUCUGAUAAAGCUCUGCGUCACACCGUCCACACGGACCUCAUGUCCACAUUCCACCCCAGCCAAUCAGACGCUCCAAACAAGACCUGUAACAUGGAGCAGAUUCGAGAGCGUUUGUGGGAGGAUCACUUCACUGAGUUCGGUCGCGGCGUUCACAUGUUCCGCACGGAUAAAAUCCGUAAGCUGGUGGCGCUGGGGAUCCCCGAGUCUCUGCGCGGAGAGCUGUGGCUCAACUUCUCCGACGCGUGUUCCUCGCUGGCAGCUCAUCCCAACUACUACACGGAUCUGCUGGAGAGAUGCAGAGGAGAAACCAGCACCGCCACAGAGGAGAUCGAGCGAGAUCUGCACCGCUCGCUGCCGGAGCAUCCGGCCUUCCAGAACGAGACGGGAAUCUCAGCGCUGCGCCGUGUGCUGACCGCCUACGCCUUCAGAAACCCAGCCAUCGGCUACUGCCAGUCCAUGAACAUCCUGGCGUCUGUGAUGCUCUUGUACACUAAAGAGGAGGAAGCCUUCUGGCUGCUGGUCACUGUGUGUGAGCGGAUGCUGCCCGACUACUUCAACCGCAGGGUCAUCGGAGCUCAGGUGGAUCAGUCGGUGUUCGAGGAGCUGAUCCGCGAGCGUCUGCCGGAGCUGUCCGAGCGUGUUCCUGACCUCUCUCCGCUGGCGUCGGCGUCGCUCACGUGGUUCCUGACGCUGUUCCUGAGCGUCCUGCCCUUCCGCAGCGCUCUGUGUGUCCUCGACUGCUUCUUCUACCACGGCAUCAGAGCCGUCUUCCAGAUCGCACUCGCGGUGCUGGACGCCAACUCUGCUGAGCUGAGCACCUGCAGCGACGACGGACACGCGCUCAUGAUCCUGACCAGUUUCCUGGAGCAGGUCAGACACGAGGAGGAGUCAGACGUUUGUCCUGAAGAUGCAGGAGCUUCUCCUCAUCUGAACAUCACCACGCUCAUCACUGACGCGUACGAGAAAUUCAGCGGAGUGAUGGUGAAGCACGUGGAGAUGCUGCGAUGCCGUCACCGCGUUCAUGUACUGCAGGCGCACGAGGACACCACCAAAGACAACGCACUGCGGUUGGUCACACCGGACGUGUCUCUGUCGCAGGAGGAUCUGUCGGAGCUCUACGACCUCUUCAAGACGGAGCACUUCAUCAGUCUGUACUGGGGCGAGGGCGUCUGCGCCUCCUCGUCUGCGUCUGCGUCUGCGUCUGCGUCUGCGUCUGCGGCCGGCUGCACCGAGCGCUAUGUGGUGGAUCGAGCUCAGUUUAAGAGUCUGUAUGAGCUGCUGACGCCGUGGAGCUGUGGGACACACACGGACACCGUCGCCCAGCGCGCCUUCACCCUGCUGGACCAGGACCGAGACGGCCUCGUCACCUUCUCCCAGUUCGCUCAGAUGCUGGACGUUCUGUUCUGUGCGGAGCUGAGCGAGAAGAUCCGGCUGCUGUAUCGCCUGCACAUCCCUCCAGCUCUGAGCGAGGACGCAGAAGACUCGUCUCCUCUGAAGAGUCCAGUGUUGUCCAGCACCAGGCCUCUCUAUGUCAACCUGCCCAACGGAGAGAGGAAGAGUUAUGAAGAGCAGCUGCAGCAGAUGCUUCUGGACCUGAGCAGAGGGAAGGAGAAGAACGAGAAGCCUCUUCCUCACAUGAACCAGCACCAGUUCAUCCAGUUCUGUAAGACGCUCUACAGCAUGUUUCAGGGCGAUCCGGACGAGGCCGAGCUCUUCCAGGCCAUCGGGAUGGUGGCCAGCCUCGUGCUGCAGAUCGGAGAGGCUCAACAGAGCGGCCAGAGCCGGAGCGAGGAGCACUGGUCAGCCAGCUUCGAGCAGAUCCUGGCCUCCUUACUGACCGAGCAAGUGCUGGUCAACUUCCUGGAGCGGCCCGUGGAGCUGAGCGUUAGAAUCAGCGCCGCCAAGCCCCGGCAGUAUCAGGAGCGCGCCGGGCUGCUGAUGAUCUCGCCCUGAGCCUGACCAAACCCAGACCCACGUCUGUACAAUCCCAUGAUGCCGCUGGGGUGAGCCGGCCUCCCCUCAGCUGAAGCUGCGUGUGUUUAUCAGUAUUCCAACGCGUUACUCUCACGUCUGCAGCACACUUUACUUUGCAGAUUUUAAGUAAAUACCAAGUGAGUUCAGUCUGAGUGGAUUGAACUGUUUACACGUUGCUGACCGUAUGAACAAGACUCACAUGAAGGAAAUAUUGAGCGUUAUUAUUAUAACUGUUCCAGCAGCUGAGCGAUUCUGAAUCAUGAACACCAGAUGAACCUGAUUCCUGCUCAAAUGCUGCAGCGUUGUGUGUUUUAGUCAUUUUAUUAUAUUUACACUGUGAAACACGUUCUUUCUAGAUUUUAUUUUUAUUUUUGUCUUGUUUUCCUGUAGAAAUAUCUAAACAUUCUUAAGUCAAUAAACAUUUACUGGAGAAGGAAAAUAAACAUGUUUUCUGAAAAAUAAUCAAAAUGAAAGAAGCCCAUUUCUGCCACUUAAUACAAAAUAAAGAAAAGGUCAUUAUGACUUUUACUUCAGAAUUCUGAUAUAAACUCACAAUUUGUCAGAAAAGUUGUUUUGUUUUCCUCCUUAAGAAUCUGACUUAACUCGCAGUUUUGAGUUUAUCUCACAAUCCUGAUUUUUUUUAAAAAAAGGUCAGAAAUGGUUACCUUUAUUUUUCUUCUGUGUUGGAAACAAGCUUCUUUAUAAAAUGAAGUGCAUUUUUGCUUCAAACAUGAAAAAACAUCUGCCAGUCGGGUAAUAAAAGUAACAUUCUUUUCCCUUUGAAUAAAGUUGACUAGAUUUGUUUUUAGAUUUAACUUUUUUUUCGCAAAAGCUCACUUAAAUUUGAUACAUUUUUCAGAAAACAAGACUUGACAUUAAUUUUGUAUCUCCAGUAAAUCCUGAAUUAAGAGUGUUUAGAUAUUUGCACUGAGAAACAAGACAGAAACACAGAGGAAGAACAUCAUUUUUGCAGCGUGUUAUUUAAAAUAUGCAAAGUAAAGCAUGUUUGUUGAUCAUCUGUACUAGAUACUGACACUUUCUGAACAAACUGAUCCAGUUUCAUCACUUUCAGCCUCUGAAUGACUGGUGUGUGAACAAACCUUGUGUAAUUUGUUAGUACAUGUAUUUGCCCGAUUUUUCUUUAAACGCACCUCUCAGAUCUAUAAAGUGCCUUAAAAACCAUACGACUGAUCCUCAGCCAGCUUUACUGUGCCACAGAAACUCAAACAUUGUGAAAUCCAAAGGGACCAUGUUUCAUUCUGAUUUGAAGCUGACGGUGCUGUGAGAAUCAAGCAUCCAGUUACUGAUCAAAUACUGCGGUUACGACUGUCUUAACAGAAGAUGGAACAUGUAGCAUUAGAUAUUUAUGAUUAGAUCGUGUGAAAUCCUGUACAAUCGCACCUCGAGCCUUCCUGAAUGAACGAGCACAGCUUUAAACGAGUUAUUUUCUGCACAGAGUUUACAUGUUCUGUAUGUUUUACUGCUGAUUUUAUUCUCUACAGUCUGAUCUCAAUACUUACACAUGCCACAAAACUCAUCUGACAAGAAAUAAAUCAUCCACAACAGAA